Aspergillus mulundensis is the source of this 1737-nucleotide messenger RNA. RefSeq names its product tetratricopeptide repeat protein. Gene Ontology annotation, cellular component: intracellular anatomical structure. Gene Ontology annotation, molecular function: protein binding. Lineage: Eukaryota; Fungi; Ascomycota; Eurotiomycetes; Eurotiales; Aspergillaceae. The record is from RefSeq and is a predicted model, not a curated record. The transcript has a single exon. The coding region runs from base 1 to 1737 and encodes 578 amino acids.
AUGGCCAUAAACCCCAUCUCAAAAAGACUAGACUACCCCUUCGACCUCGGCACCUUCGGCCGCCCCAUCACCACCACAGACGCCCAAGCCCAAACCUGGUUCAACCGCGGCCUGACAUGGGUCUACACCUUCAACCACAAAGAAGCAGCCACCUGCUUCGAGCAGGCCAUCGCGCACGACGACGCCUGCGCAAUCGCAUACUGGGGUCUUGCAUACGCCCUCGGUCCAAACUACAACUACACGUGGGAAUUCUUCGGCGAGAACCUGCCUGAGAUUGUGCAACGGACGUAUCAGGCGUCCCAGAAAGCGCGGGACCUCGCAGGCUCCGCGACGCCGAUCGAGCAGGCGCUUAUUACAGCUAUCCAGGCGCGGUUCACGAGCGACAAGCCCGCGGAGAACUUCGAGCAGUAUGCGGCGCAGAACCGGGCGUACGCUGACGCGAUGGAGAAGGUGUAUCACGCCUUUGGAGACGAUCUGGAUGUUGCGGCGUUAUACGCGGACUCGCUAAUGAGUCUGACGCCGUGGAAGCUCUGGGAUUUGAAGACGGGGCGCCCGAAUCCUGGGACCAGGACGCUCGAUGCGAAGAAUGUGCUUGAGAAGGCGCUGCGUGAUGCGAACUCGUCGAAACACCCGGGUCUCCUGCACUUCUAUAUCCACUUGAUUGAGAUGUCUCCAACCCCGGAACUGGGACUUAUCGCCGCCGACCAUCUGCGCGAGUUAGUCCCUGACUCGGGGCAUGUGAAUCAUAUGCCCUCGCAUCUGGAUGUAUUGGUGGGUGACUACCGCGCCGCGAUACGAGCGAACCAGCGCGCGACCAUCGCGGACGAGAAAUAUCUUGCCCAUGAAGGCGCCAUGAACUUUUACUCCAACUACCGCAUGCACAACUACCAUACUCUGAUCUACGCGGCCAUGUUCGCGGGCCAGAAAGCCGUUGCGCUGGAUGCAGUUGAUCGCAUGGAGAAGACGCUGCCGGACGAACUCCUGACCAGCCUGGCUGACUUUGUGGAGGUGUACAUGUCCGUCCGGCCGCAUGUUAUGGUGCGCUUUGGACUGUGGGAUGAGAUCAUCAAUGACCUACCUGUUCCGACGGAUAAAGAGCUAUACUGCGUCACGACGGCAAUGACUUACUACGCCAAGGGCGUCGCAUACGCAGCGACAGGCAACGUCGCCGAGGCAAAGAAAUUCCGGACUCUCUACGCUGCUGCCGCAAAAGCAGUCCCAGACACCCGCCUCGAUUUCCCAAACAAAUGCACCGAUAUCCUAGCCAUCGCGUCUGCAAUGCUGGAUGGAGAAAUUGAGUAUCGGCUGGCCAACUAUGAUGCCGCAUUUGAGCACCUCGCGCGCGCCGUGGAACUUGAUGACGGCCUCGGCUACAGCGAGCCCUGGUCCUGGAUGCAACCCGCUCGUCAUGCGUAUGCCGCUUUACUCCUGGAGCAAGACCAUGUCGAAAAAGCAAUGGCAGUGUACAAGACGGACUUGGGACUCGAUAACUCUGCAAUCCGGGCGAGGAGACACGCCAAUAACGUUUGGGCGCUCAGGGGCUACCACGAAUGUCUUUUGCGGCUGGGCAGGGACAACGAGGCCCGUGUUAUUGAGCCGCAGUUGACGCUCGCCCUUGCAGUUGCCGAUGUGAGCGUUGAGAAGAGUUGUUUUUGUGCGAGGGAGAGGGGCGCGGAGCACGGAGUGCCUAAGCUUGGGCUUGGGGCAAAGAUUGAAGACGGAGCUUGUUGUCGAUGA